Molecule: messenger RNA, 886 nt
Organism: Lactuca virosa
Lineage: Eukaryota; Viridiplantae; Streptophyta; Magnoliopsida; Asterales; Asteraceae
Source: the annotation of a GenBank genome assembly
AUGGCUUUGGCACCUACAGAAUACCUACGCAUCCUACUACCUACAGAAUACCUACGCCUUAAAAAAAUUCAUCCAGCUCUUAUAAAAACAUCCUCCCGCUCGUACCCCUCAAAAAAAGUUCAUCCCGCUCUCAUAAAAACAUCCUCCCGCCUGUAUCCGUCAUAUCCCUUUUUUGCCCUAACACAAAAACGUCCCUUCUCCAAUCGACUUUCUCCAAUCGACUUCACACCGGCACCUGCUCCAAUCGAUUUCAGCGUUGUCGUCCAUACCUCCGGCUACAUCCGUCGAGUUCUCCACUACCUCCGGCCACCUCAGCGCCUCCUUCUUCACGAAGAACUCGACUUCACAGCAGAUUUCUCUAGGUUUCUGAAUUCUGAGUUUCGAUUAGUGAUGUUACUGAUGUGGGAAGAGGAGGACGACAAGUACCACUCAGCCUGAGUUUCUAGCUAAUCAGCUCUUUUCAUUUGUCAUCAAGAAGUGGGGAUGUUGGGGUCCUUUUGGUUAUCUUACAUGUAUAAGUUGAAAUUGUCAAAUAUAGGGGCAUUAUUACUCAUCUCGCCGGGGCAUGAAAAAGUAAUGGAACCGCCUUGGCGACAACAAGUGUCAAACAUGCAACAAGCUAUAAUGUGAACUACAAUGCUAUAAUGUGAACUACAAUGCUAUAAUGGAUCAAAGGCAAAGUCAAAUGGACUUACAAAUGGAACACAUGCGAAAUGGCAUGGAAUUGAAAUUGCAACGACAAUUGGUGGCCUGUAUGAGACAACUCGACCAGUCCGGUAAUCCACCAUGUAGUUCUCAUUUUUUGUCAUGACAUUGUAAUGGUAUUUUGAGUAUGUGAAUGUAUGAAUGUUAUGUUAUUGACUAUUUUAAUGUUAAUGGAUGUAAU